Molecule: messenger RNA, 2433 nt
Organism: Fragaria vesca subsp. vesca
Lineage: Eukaryota; Viridiplantae; Streptophyta; Magnoliopsida; Rosales; Rosaceae
Exons: 11
Coding region: 268-1329 (353 amino acids)
Biological process (GO): protein deubiquitination
Molecular function (GO): cysteine-type deubiquitinase activity
Source: RefSeq, a predicted model, not a curated record
GUCUCUGAGGCCUAAAGUCAGUGGAAUUUCUUUGCUUAUUUGUUCAAAAUGGUUUCGUCCUCCUCUUUCGCUUAAUCGCAUUUACACCCUCAUCCCAUAAAUUCUCUUCUCUCUCUCCUCUAGAAUUCCUCACUCUUCUUCAGAGAAGAAUCGUUUCCGAGUGGAAGAUUCUUGGAUAUCACUAUAAGUUGAACUUCUUAGGGCUUCCAUUGUCACUCUGGGGAGAAGUUCAAUUAUUUGUUUUCCAACAUAUGCACUUUUAAGGAGAUGGCUGGCCAAGAGCAUGAGUCAGGUAUUAUGCAGUGGGCUCUUAGUCUUCUUGAUGGCAAUCCAGCUUAUGAUUCUGUCCAAUAUGGUGACAUGAUACAACAUGAUGCUAAUGACAUCUAUCGCGGACAAUAUAUUAGAGGUCAAUAUGGUGACACGAUACAACAUGAUGCUAAUGACAUCUAUCCUGGACAGUAUGUUAGAGCUCAAUAUGGUACUGAACCUAACCAUGUAGAGAAUGAUGAGAUGAUUGCACACACACUUCAAGAAGAAUAUUCACGACUAUCUGUAGCAGAAGUCUCUGGAUACUCACAUGGAGAUGAAGAGCAAUCACAAGCAUCUACUCAUGCAGAUAAUUGGCACGGUCUGUCCAGAAGAAACUAUUGUUCAGAUGGUGAUUAUCCAAAUGAAGGAGCAUGCACAAUGGUGCCUUCUAGUUCAUGUUCUAGCCCGGGUCAGCUGGAGCUAAGUGAUGAGUGUGCAGUUGAUGGUGAAGUAGGCUGGAACCUCAAUGAAAUGAUGCCUGUUCCUCAUAUUCCUAGAAUUAAUGGAGAAAUUCCUUCAAUUGAUGAAGCAACAUCAGAUCAUCAAAGGCUGCUUGACAGACUGGAAUUAUAUGGUGUCGUUGAGCAUAAAGUUCAAGGAGAUGGUAACUGUCAGUUUCGUGCUUUAUCAGACCAACUGUAUCACUCACCAGACAACCACGAUGAUGUUAGAAGGAGAGUCGUAAAUCAGCUUAAGUCUCACCCAGAAAUUUACGAGGGAUAUGUUCCUAUGGCAUACGAUGACUAUCUGGAGAAGAUGUCAAGGAGUGGCGAGUGGGGUGACCAUGUUACAUUGCAGGCUGCUGCUGAUUCAUAUGGUGUGAAAAUUCUUGUGUUGACUUCAUUUAAGGAUACAUGUUGCAUAGAGAUUCUUCCUAAUGUCCAACCGUCAAAACGAGUUAUUAUAUUGAGUUUCUGGGCAGAGGUGCAUUACAAUUCAAUUUAUCCUCAAGAAGGUACACCCUCACAUGAGUAUAAAAAGAAGAAAAAAUGGUGGAUAUUUGGGAAUAAAAAUUAAGAAUCUUUGGACAGCAUGGUUUGCCUGAUCCACCAAAUGUGUGCAAGCUAGAUUAUCUCACUGUCGCGUUAGUAUCUUUUCUCUUUUCCAAACUUUACUAUUAUUAAGAUUGGGUUGCAUGUGUGAAUUUUAUCAUCAUGCUAGAACCGUCUGACAUUGAUCGACCAUUAAAGUAGGACAUUGAGUAGUCUUACGUGUUCAAAAAAGAAAGGAAAAUGCGCAAAGAUGGGAAUGUGAAACAUACAUAUAUUAGUUACUAUUUCAAGUAUUGCUAUCAUGGAAAGUAUGCUAUCACAUGCUUUAUAAGGAGAGAUAAAGUCUAAAAGACGUAGUCGGUGAGCACUAUGAAAUGGAAAGCACAAAUCAUGAAGCAAAUUGUUCUACCAUUAUGUCUAUAGCCAUAGUGAGAUGAAGAGGAUCAACCUGAUGAGCAUAGACAAUAUGGUUAGCAUCUGAAUUUUUGGCGACAUAUAGAGAUGGGAAUGAAGGCUUUUAUAACCAUUCAGUCAUUUAUCUUGUACAGUUGAUUCUUUUAUAUUGCGAAAUAUAUGCUGCACUUCUUGUUUGAGGAGUCAUGCAGUGAUUUGAAGGAUAUAUGUUGCAAGUCGGAGCAUAAACUUGUCUGAUAUCAUGCUUAUACAAUACGAGUCUUGAUUUGAAGUAAUCCCUGUUGAAUUAUUUAUAAUUCCAGAUAUAAGAAAUUAUCUUUCCCCCUAAUGAGUUAGCGUAUGUGAUAUGUUACCUUCUUUACUAUGGUUCGAGGUACUUUGUUUUAAACAUGUAAUACUAGAACUAAUGUGAUAUACAUUCAACGAAGCAUGACAGAUAUGUUGCUCUUUGUUUGAUUUGCACCUUCGUACACUUUGUUGCUGUGUCAGCGCAUCUUGUUCAGUCCAUAUGACAGUGUUGCAGCCUGUUACUUCCAACUGAAUUUGGAAAUCGGUGGUGCCAUUAUUUCACUAAUGAUAGUUACGGCUGGUGAAGUGUGCAGUUUCAGAAACAGUGCAACACCAGUACAAUAUGUAUAGGUUUUUUGUUCAACUGUGAAUGUUUAUUGUGCUUCAUAAGCAUAUAUGCUUCUAUUUAAGUACAUAUUCAUUUUGA